UAUUGUAGUGACAGAGUGUACAGUCUACAGAGCUGUGGGUGUGUUGCUCUUAUGCCUGCUGGGUCCUCUGAGGAAUGGCUGACACAACGGAGAAAUGCCACAAAAGACUUUUAGGAGGGGCUUCCUUCCCCUCCUUCCUCUUCCAUCUUUCACCAGCGGUAUUUUAUUAGGCAGCCUGCAAAGGUUUGGACACCGUCACCUUGUUUCGCACGAGAAGCUCUCGCGCUCACGCUCGCUCUCGCUUUCGUACGGUGAUCGUUUGUUGUUAAAAGGGUAAAGUAUGGACUGCUUUGCUCAUCAGACCGUUCUGUUCCUCGCGCUGAUCGCCUUCCACGUGGGACAGGCGCUGCGCUGCGCGUGCACGAAGGAGCUAAGAAAGUGCGCGAGCAUCCACGAAACGCCGGCAGACUUUAACAGCGUCCAGGUUAAGUGCAGAACGCUGGGAGGCGAGUUAAUGCGAGCUGGGGCUGCAUCGUCCAACGAUACCAUCGCUGCCCUGCUCAACGGCACGAGCGGAUCCUUCUGGACUGGACUGGAAACAAAAGGAAAGGAAAUGUGCUUGUCCGUUUCCAGCGGCAAGAAAUGGACAGAAACGGAGUGCAAAGGAAAACUGGACGGGUUCAUAUGUGCUGGAAUUAGCUGGGACACCUGCUGGGUGAAAAUGACCACACAAGCCAUACUGCUUAACAACGAAGACUGCAGUCUGGGUCCAUGCGAGCACAACUGCAAGGACGUGCGCAAUGGAUACGCGUGCACGUGCAUGAAUAAAUACAGGCCUGCUCUAAAGGACCCUCGAUGCUGCGAGUACUUCUGUUUAACUCCCACCUGCAAGUUGUUGUGCAUAUCUGACUCUGUCUGCGUGUGCCCCACCGGCUACGUGGUAGAUGACGGUCAGAUUUGCACGGAUAUAGACGAGUGUGCGUCCAACCACAACUGUGCGCAUAACUGCACGAACACCCUCGGGAGUUACGAGUGUUCCUGCGAAAAAGACUAUGUUCUCGUAAACGGCACCGCGUGCGUUUUAAGUGUCGACCCCUGGUUACCCCCUCCAACCGCAGCUGGAAGCCCGUUUAUCACCCCCGCUCUGAACUACACCUCGGGGCGCGUGACCCUGGCCGGCCCGGGAGAAUACGUAGGAAUCACUGUGUUUAUCAUUGCUGCGCUCGUCGGUCUGGUACUGCUCGUACGCUAUUUGCGUUCACGCAAAACUGAGGAAAACCUGAAGGACUGCGAUGUCCUGGCCGACACUCAGCAAACUCUGUAGGCAGUUGCUUCAUUAGCUUAUUGACCCCAGACGGUUUUAAAGAAUGUAUGAAAAAGUUAUACUAAACAAGUUAUGAAUAUUUAUAUGAUUUCUUUUCUUAUUUUCUAUGUUCUCUUAUGUGUUUUGUUGUGCCAAUAUAUGGUUUACAUAGUGUCAUUUAUGGACGCAUGCAUGAAAAACACAUUUAUUUAUGUACUUUUUAAAGUUACACUUUACAGUAGUGACAGUCAAAAGUUUGUGCACACCUCUUCUCAUUCUUAUAUAUUUUUUAAAUUGUAAAUGUAAUAUUGAAGACAUUAAAACUAUACAGCAACACAUGCAGAUUUAUCUUGUAAACAAAAAGUGUUAAACAAACCAGAAUAUGUUUUAUACUUUAGAUUCUUCUAAGUUGCCACAUUUAGCUGUAAUGACAUAUAUUGCACACUCCUGGUAUUUUAAUCCAAGUGUCUUCAUAAGGUAGAGUCGCCUGGAAUAGUUUUCUCAGCAUCUUGAAUGAGUUCCUGAAGGUGCUGAACAAUAGAUCAGUCAACUUAGGUCAAGGGAUUGUGGAGGCCAAGCACUAUUUGUUCGUUUUUGUUUGUUUGUAAUUCGGUAUGUGUCUCUUAAUCAUACUAAUGUCUUUAAUAUUAUUCUACAAUGUUGAAAAUAAAUUAAAUAAAUAAAAAAAAAAACAUUGAAUGAGUAGGUGUGUUCAAACUUUUGACUAUACUGUAGUUCAAUUUAUAAGUACUCUAUUUUUCCUCGGUAUGUUCUCUUUCACAAAGGGAUAAAAUAAACAGUUUUGGCUGAAACAGAAAUCGAACAUAAUUAAACAUCACCUGAAAGCAAAAGGAUUUUAAAUCAAUUCUUAUUUUUUUGUCUCUAAUGCAUUAAACAAUGUUGAUUUCUGACGUCAGAACUGAUUUAUUUGUGUUAUGGCAACACUAUACUUUUAUAUGUAUUGUUUGUAUUAAACGUUACUUGUACAAUGUA
Astyanax mexicanus (Mexican tetra) is the source of this 2236-nucleotide messenger RNA. RefSeq names its product fibrillin-3. The transcript has a single exon. Bases 281 to 1264 code for a protein of 327 amino acids. Lineage: Eukaryota; Metazoa; Chordata; Actinopteri; Characiformes; Acestrorhamphidae. Gene Ontology annotation, molecular function: calcium ion binding. The record is from RefSeq and is a predicted model, not a curated record.